Molecule: messenger RNA, 486 nt
Organism: Brassica rapa (field mustard)
Lineage: Eukaryota; Viridiplantae; Streptophyta; Magnoliopsida; Brassicales; Brassicaceae
Product: agamous-like MADS-box protein AGL81
Molecular function (GO): DNA binding; protein dimerization activity
Source: RefSeq, a predicted model, not a curated record
AUGCGAUCACCUCGUCCUUCCUCUUGUUCCAAGUACUCUUCUGCUUCUUCUUCAAGUUAUUCACUCGCUGCAACGAGUUUGAGCAGCAGACUCUUGACGGUAUUCAAGAAAGCACAAGAGCUUACUACUCUCUGUGAUAUCGAAGCCUGCGUCAUUCAUUACGGACCUGACGGCGAACUCAAGACAUGGCCUGAGGACAGAGACAAAGUGAGAUCCCUCGCUCUCCGCUACAUCCAAUUAGACAAAGCCAAGAGACGCAAGAAAAGCGUCAAUCUUCACGAGUUCCUCAACAAGAUGGAGGAUAAGAAGACGAUGCUUCAUAAGUUCAAGAAGAGGAAUGUUGAAGAAUUAAAGUACCCAAUCUCUGAUCACUACUCUCCCGACCAAAUCAACCAAUUGAUUCAGUCCUUGGAAAUAAUUUACUCUACUUGCAAGAGAGGCGUCGUUUCCUUGCGGCAAAGAAACAUAAGAAUCUUUGAACCCUAG